AUCUAACUCUUGAAGUGAUUACAUAAUAAAGAUUGUUUGAACUCACAGGAGGAUUGUUGAUAGCCUGUAUCUAUGGUUUCAUCUCAAAGACUAUAUCUCUCGCGAAUCGUUACAAGGAAAUCUCACUCUUUGGCAAGUGCCCUUGUUACCAAAUCACAAGAGUCGAUCCCCAAGUCAGUUGGAUGCUCGGAUUCGGGUUCGACCUGUGAGGCACACCAACUGUUCGACGAAAUUCGAGACUUGAAUGUCAUUUCUGGUACAGCAGUGAUUGGCCGCUUUGUGAAGCAAAGCAGGCAUGUAGAGGCAAUCCAUGCUUUGAAAAGGUUGCUGUAUCUGGGAAUCAGACCAAACGAGUUCACCUUCGGCACCGUCAUUGGGUCCUCUUCAUUUUCGAGAGAUGUCAAAUUAGGCAAGCAGCUACAUGGUUUUGCGUUAAAAAUUGGACUUGCGUCGAAUGUGUUUGUGGGCAGUGCGGUUUUGAACUGUUACGUGAAGCUGAGCACGUUGAUGGAUGCUCGUAGAAGCUUUGAUGAUACUAGAGAUCCAAACGUUAUUUCUUUUACGAAUUUGAUAAGUGGGUACCUAAAGAAACAUGAAUUUGAGGAAGCCCUUUCCUUGUUUAGAACAAUGCCAGAGAGAAGUGUUGUUACUUGGAACGCAGUGAUUGGUGGGUUUAGCCAGACGGGACGGAAUGAAGAAGCUGUGCGUACUUUUGUGGAUAUGUUAAGGGAAGGUGUGGUGAUGCCUAAUGAAUCAACCUUCCCUUGUACUAUAACAGCCAUAUCCAAUAUAGCUUCUCAUGGUGGUGGUAAAAGUAUCCACGCCUGUGCUAUCAAGUUCUUGGGUCAGCAAUAUAAUGUCUUUGUUUGGAAUUCUCUCAUUAGUUUUUACUCCAAGUGUGGAAACACGGAGGAUAGUGUUUUGGCUUUCAACAAGCUCCAUGAACAAGAAAGGAACAUCGUCUCUUGGAACUCUAUGAUAUGGGGUUAUGCGCACAACGGAAGAGGAGAAGAAGCUAUAGCCAUGUUUGAAAAAAUGAUCAAAGACACAAACCUGAAACCAAACAGUGUGACACUUCUUGGAGUGUUAUUUGCGUGUAACCACACGGGCCUAAUCCAUGAAGGGUACUCAUAUUUCAACAAAGCAGUGAAUGAUUAUGAUAAUCCAAACCUGCUACAACCUGAGCACUAUGCAUGUAUGGUGGAUAUGCUCUCUAGGUCAGGUCAUUUCGAAGAAGCAGAGAAGCUUAUUAAAAGUCUGCCUCUUGAUCCGGGAAUCGGGUUUUGGAAAGCAUUGCUUGGGGGAUGCAAGAUUCACUCAAACAAGCGUUUGGCUGAAUUAGCGGCGUCAAAGAUCUUAGAGAUGGAACCCAGAGAUGUUUCGUCGUACGUUAUGCUUUCAAAUGCUUACUCUGCUGUGGAGAAGUGGCAGAAUGUGUCGGAGAUACGGAGGAAGAUUAAGGAAACGGGUUUCAAGCGUAUCUCGGGAUGUAGUUGGAUUGAAGUUAGAGGCCAAGGUUGUGUCUUUGUCAAUGCUGACAAAAGCAACAAACAGAAGGAUGAAGUCUAUAGGGUGUUGUCAGUUAUUACGCAACAUCUUAUAGAAGACCUGCGAAGACUUCAAAAAGUCAACUGUCUAAUGUUUAAUGUAACAUAGAAUAACAAUCCCUUUGGGACUCCUACCCCAAUCUCGCAUUGUUGUGUUAGAAUUGCAGCAAUCAAACAAUGGGGGUGAUUGGUUGGGUUUUAUCCUCUGUUCUAAAAAUCGGCCGU
This is a messenger RNA of Brassica oleracea var. oleracea, 1772 nucleotides long. Its product is annotated as pentatricopeptide repeat-containing protein At5g42450, mitochondrial. The transcript is spliced from 2 exons. Gene Ontology annotation, biological process: RNA modification. Bases 73 to 1656 code for a protein of 527 amino acids. The record is from RefSeq and is a predicted model, not a curated record. NCBI's taxonomy places the organism in Eukaryota, Viridiplantae, Streptophyta, Magnoliopsida, Brassicales, Brassicaceae. Gene Ontology annotation, molecular function: protein binding; RNA binding.